Messenger RNA from Syngnathoides biaculeatus (alligator pipefish), 5287 nucleotides. RefSeq names its product protein phosphatase 1, regulatory subunit 12A (gene ppp1r12a). The record is from RefSeq and is a predicted model, not a curated record. The coding region runs from base 475 to 3678 and encodes 1067 amino acids. Gene Ontology annotation, biological process: signal transduction. Lineage: Eukaryota; Metazoa; Chordata; Actinopteri; Syngnathiformes; Syngnathidae. Gene Ontology annotation, molecular function: protein kinase binding; enzyme inhibitor activity; phosphatase regulator activity. The transcript is spliced from 28 exons. Gene Ontology annotation, cellular component: A band; Z disc; cytoplasm.
CGAGCUCGACUGCAAGGCCACCGACUUGCGUGAAGCUGCGUCGCUUCCAGGCGUUCGUUCGCCGCAAUACUGGCCUCGCUCUCUCUUCUCCCACCUCCGCCCCCCACCGUCCUCCACGCCCACCCACGUCUCCCCAGCCUGGACGACAGCGCCGUAGGUGACGUCACACUGCAGCUCCUCCACGGCGGGGAUCUCGCGAGACGACGAGGCAACAAUCCGGCCGCUCUCCUCUCGCGCUGACGCCGAGCUGCGGGGCUCCGAUCCGCCCAUCUCCCACCCAGGCCUCCCUCCACCUCCUCCCCGCAGGCAGGCAGGCAGGCAGGCAGGCAGGCAGGCAAGCAGGCAGGCAAGCAGGCAAGCAAGCAGGCAGCCCUCCCUCCCUUCCCACGCCCCAGUGCGCCGUGGGAUAGUGCCACUAUAAAGUAUAUCCUCUCUCGGAGGAAGAUAAGAAGCCCGAGACGAGACAGGAGGGGGAUGAAGAUGGCGGACGCCAAGCAGAAAAGGAACGAGCAGUUGAAGCGGUGGCUGGGCUCCGAGACGGACCUCGAGCCGCCGAUCCUCAAGAAGAAAAAGACGAAGGUGAAGUUCGACGAUGGCGCCGUGUUCCUUGCCGCCUGCUCCAGCGGCGACACGGAGGAGGUGCUGCGAAUGCUCGACCGCGGCGCCGACAUCAACUACGCCAACGUCGACGGGCUCACCGCCCUCCACCAGGCCUGCAUAGACGACAACCCGGACAUGGUGACGUUCCUGGUGGCGCACGGGGCCAGCAUCAACCAACCUGACAACGAGGGCUGGAUCCCCCUCCACGCCGCCGCCUCCUGUGGGUACCUGGGCAUCGCAGAGUACCUCAUCAGCCACGGGGCCAGCGUGGGUGUGGUGAACAGCGAGGGCGAGACGCCGCUGGACAUCGCCGAGGAGGAGGCCAUGGAGGAGCUCCUGCAGAACGAGAUCAACCGGCAAGGCGUGGACAUUGAGGCGGCCCGCAAAGAGGAGGAGCGCGUCAUGCUGCGAGAUGCUCGCCAGUGGGUCAACAGCGGGCAGAUCCAGGACAUCCGCCACGCCAAAUCUGGAGGAACGGCGCUCCACGUUGCCGCCGCCAAGGGCUACGUGGAGGUUUUAAAGCUUUUAAUCCAAGCAGGGUAUGAUGUAAAUAUUAAGGACUACGACGGCUGGACUCCGCUCCACGCGGCGGCACACUGGGGCAAAGAGGAGGCCUGCAGGAUACUGGUGGAGAACCUUUGCGACAUGGACGUCAUUAAUAAAAUGGGGCAGACACCUUUUGACGUCUCGGACGAAGACGUUCUCGGAUACUUGGAGGAGCUGCAAAAGAAGCAAAAUCUGCUGAUAAGUGAGAAGAAAGAAGACAAAAAGUCUCCUCUCAUUGAAACCAGUACCACGGGGGACAACAACCAAUCACUGAAACCGCUCAAAAGCAAAGAAAUGCUACUGCUGGAGCCGGAGAAGAGCGCCCCACGGAUCGAGACCCUGGAGCCGGAGAAAGUGGACGAGGAGGAGCAGGAAGAGGAGGGCAAAAAGGACGAGUCCAGCUGCUCCAGCGAGGAGGAGGAGGAGGAGGAGGAAGAUUCAGAGUCGGAGAACGAAGCGGAUAAGAGCAAACCCUCGGCGUCCGUGGGCAACAGCACCGCGCCCCCCCAGGCCAGCAUCACAGUUUCCUCUCCCGCCAGUCCCACCAACCAGCUGACCAGCCCCUCGUCGCCCACGAAGAAGGUCGCCAUCCAACCGGGCACCAAGGUCUCGGCCAAAGCGGAGGAAGAGCGCAAGGAUGAGUCGCCGGCCUCGUGGCGACUGGGCCUGCGGAAGACGGGCAGCUACGGCGCUCUGGCGGAGAUCACGGCCACCAAAGAGGCGCAACGGGAGAAAGACACCAGCACGGGAGUCAUGCGGUCGGCGUCCAGUCCGCGCCUCUCCUCCUCCCUGGACAACAAAGACAAAGAGAAGGAGAAGGACAAAGGAACUCGACUCGCCUACGUGGCGCCGACCAUUCCCAGGAGACUGGCCAGUACGUCGGACAUCGACGAAAAGGAAAACAGGGACUCGGCCGCGCUGAUCCGUAGCGGCUCCUACACCCGGCGGCGCUGGGACGACGACCUGAGGAACAGCGAAGGAACCACCUCCACAAACAGAACCUCCAGCUACCAGCGAAGCACGUCCCACACGCUAGCGCUAGGUCGGAGCGGCAGCACGCGGGACGUGCCGGCCAAGUCUUCGUCCACCUCCAGCUUGGACCCUAACACGUGUCACACUAAACCCUGGCAGCCGCCCGCCUCCCACUACCAGUCAUACAGCAUUUACCGCAGCGGCUCUUUCGGCAGACGAUACGACGACUUGAGCUCCUCGACGACCGCCCCCGCUUCUGCCACCUCCUCCUUGUCCUCCCCCACCACCACAACAACGACGACCACCACCACCACCACCACCUCAUCAUCGGUUACCUCGCCCACCGGCCACCGCAGCCUGGGCUCCGCCUACACCCGGGCUGGCUCCACCAGUCUCACCAGCAGGUACUGGUCAGAGGAGAGUGCAGAGAGGGAAAAGGACAAAGAGCGGGAGUCGGCCACGGUCAUCCCCACCAUCAACACUGGCUCCACCACCACCACCACCACCGCCGCCAUCGGCACGUCUGGCAUUAACGCCGCCACCACCACCACCACCACGGGCACGGGCCCCGAACGACGCAGGUCGUACCUGACACCCGUACGGGACGAGGAGUCCGAGUCCCAGAGGAAAGCCCGCUCCAGACAGGCCCGCCAGUCGAGGAGGUCCACGCAGGGCGUCACUCUGACCGACCUGCAAGAGGCCGAGAAGACCAUCGGCAGGAAUCGCACCCCAAAGAGCCGCGAGGAGGAGAAGCAGGACAAGGAGAAGCAGGAGGAGAAGAAGGAGUACGAAUCCAAGGAGGACGACUACCGACCAAAGUAUCGCAGCUUCGAAGACCGCUACCGCACCUCCUCCUCCUCCACGCCGUCGUCCUCCGUGACCACGUCGGCCCCGUCUUACUCCAGCACCGCACUGACCUCCGGCUCUGGCUCCGGCUCCCUCAACAGGCCCAACAGCCUGACGGGCGUCACCUCCUCCUACAGCCGCUCCUCCAGGGACAGCGAGAAAGAAACGGACAAACAGGAAGAGGAGAAAGAGGGCGACGACAAGUCCCAGCCUCGCUCCAUCCGGGAUCGCAGGCGGCCCCGCGAGAAGCGACGAUCCACCGGCGUCUCCUUUUGGACCCAAGACGGGGACGACAACGACCCCGAGCAGCAGUCCGACUCGGAGGAGGGCAGCGUCAAGGGAGAGGUGCAGGUGGACAGGUUGUGCAGGAACGACGCCGGCAGCGCGGCGACUUCCCUGGACCGCAACGACUCGCUGCUCGGCCGGGGCUACGGCGAGAGUCGGAGGGCGUACGCCAGCCGGCUGGACAGAGACGACGCCACCGACUACAAGAAGCUCUACGAGCAGAUCUUAGCCGAGAACGAGAAGCUGAAGGCGCAGUUACGCGACACGGACCUGGAGCUGGCCGACUUGAAGCUGCAACUGGAGAAGGCCACGCAGAGGCAGGAACGCUACGCCGACAGGUCGCAGCUUGAGAUGGAGAAAAGGGUAACGAGCAGGCCUCAGUAUCAUCCGGCCGUUGGAAAGACGAGCUCUCGAAAGGAAAAUUUCUGAGAUGGAGGAGGAACUCAAGACGCUCCCCGACUUGAAAGCGGACAACCAGAGGCUAAAGGACGAGAACGGCGCGCUCAUCCGAGUCAUUAGCAAGCUUUCCAAGUAGACCAGACCACCGCCCGCCCGCCCGCCCGCCUGCCUCUCUAGCCCCCUCUGCCAGUGACUAAUGGAAUUGCACAUUUAGGUAGAAUUGCAAGAGACAUCAGAGACCCCCGCUCCCACCCGCCCGCCACCUCCCUCCGUUUACAAACCCGACGUCUAUUUAACCAGUAAGCCUUAGUUGUACAUAAAGAAGACCGCUCGUGAGGAACAGUUAUGAUUGUUAUUAUUGUUAUUAUUAUUACAACAACACCUGAUUUUACUUGUGCCACGCCGCCUUUUAGUUCCUCCUGUUGCGUGCUGUGCCCCCCUCACUCCCCUCCCUCCUGAGAAGUGCCACUUGGUUUUUUUUUUUGUUGUUGUUUUUUAAAUCCUCACGCGUGCACCCACUCACUCUCGCACACACUCAUGCCACACACACCCCCCCUGCCCCCCUCCCUAUUCGUUUGACUUUCAAGGGGGGAAAAAAAAAAAAAUUUGAGGCGGAUCGUGUGGAAUUUAAGCUUUCACUGAAUGUGCAAUAUGCAUUAUUGUUAUUUUUUUAUGCUCUAUGACAUCACUUGGUUUGUCGGACGCGUCACUCUUCUCACUUUUCUCCCCCCCCCUUUUUUUUGUUUUUGUUUUGUUUUUGGCAUGUAGUGUUAGAUGGUUUAUACUCUAUUUGUCACAUUGUUUUAGCAGGUACUGAUUGAAGCUAUGUGUAAACACACAAAUCUGUGUGUGUGUGUGUGUAUGUAUAUAUAUAUAUGCAUAUAUAUAUAUAUAUAUAUAUAUAUAUAUAUAUAUAUAUAUACACACACACACACAAUGUGUGUGUAUAUACAUAAUGCUGUAUGUUUUUGUUUGAGCAGCAUACGCUGAGUCUGUUACUAUUAAAAGUAUACCAAUUCCACACAGUACAAGCAAGUGUCAUUAUCUUUUUUUUUUUUUUUUCGUGUGUGUGUUAUUAGAGGCGAAAAAUGUUUCAGAUUUCAAAGCGGGAUGGCCGAGGGUGUUUUUUUUUUUUUCCCGUAUUUUUUUUUCUUCUUACUUCAAGACAGUCUUGACCAAACAGCGUGACAGCGUUUCGCUUUCGUCGUCUUCACUAACUUGGAUGAGUGCUGUUGUGUUUUUGUAGUAUUAUAUAGCCCCCCCCCAAAAAAAAAAAAAAUCUUAAGUCUCCAUUUUGCGAAAAGUCUACGUGCACUGUCGACGCCGCGAGUCCAAAACACGCCGUGGGAAUAUCCCCCCCCUCCCCUCCUCCCCUUGCCAACUUUCAUGCAUUUCAGGUGGCCUUUUUAAGCGUAUUUCAGUCAAAAAGAAGAAAAAAGUUGCUCUAAAAAGGCUGACGACGACGAUGAUGAAGAGGAGGAAUAUGACCAUCUACUCUGGUUAAGUUUUUUUUUUUUUCUUCUUUUUUGUUGUUGUUUUUCUUGUAAAAUAGGUGUGUGGCUUAAUACGUACAAGCUGUGCUGUGACUACCGACCACUGAAGAGUUCGUUAAAAAUAAACUUGUACAUUGUAAAGUUCA